AUGGCUGCCGUGUGCGGAGCCUCGUUAACAGUGUGUGUGUGUUUCCUGCUGCUGCCACCUGCUGUCACCGGUCAGUCACCCAUCAUCACAUCAGUCCAAUUCACCAAAAACACCAAACUACCAGUACAAAGUGUCCUCUGUCCCCCUCAGACCAGUACAAAGUGUCCUCUGUCCCCCUCAGACCAGUACAAAGCGGCCGUGGCCCACCGAGACGUGACCAGCAGGAACGUCCUGGUCCGAGCCGAUCUGUCCUGCGUCCUGGCCGACUUCGGCCUGUCCAUGAGGCUGACGGGGACCCUCCCCUGUCGCCCCGGAGACGAGGACACCGUGGCCAUAUCUGAGGUGGGGACGGUGCGCUACAUGGCCCCUGAGGUCCUGGGUGGAGCUCUGAACCUGAGGGACUGUGAGUCGGCGCUGAAGCAGGUGGACGUCUACGCUCUGGGGCUCCUCUACUGGGAGAGCUUCAGGAGGUGUUCUCACCUGUUCCCAGGCGAGGCGGUCCCCGAGUACCAGCUGGCGUUCCAGGCCGAGCUCGGCAACCAUCCGAGUUUCGAGGAGAUGCAGGUCCUCGUGGUCAGGGAGAAGGUCCGGCCCAGGUUCCCCGAAGCCUGGAAGGACAACAGCCUGGUUAGUGUUCCUGUCCCACAUCUGUCCUCAGAUCUGUCCCCAAAUCUGUCCCUGAAUCUGUCCCCCAUCUGUACAGGUUCUAAAACCUUUGUGAUGUUUUUUCUUCUCUGUCUCUUUCUCUCUCUCUUUUCUUCUGUCCGUCAGGCUCGCUCGUCCACUUCAGACAACCUGUUGUCCAGCUCCACCCUGACACCUGCCUCCACCCUCUGCACCAUCUUAGAGUCCCACCACACAGGGGGCGCUGUGCCCAGUGUCUUCCGGCCGCUGACAGAAGAAGACCUGGAGACCCAAAAACUGGACCCCAAAGAGGUGGACAAGAACUUGAGGGAAAGUUCAGAUGACAACUUGAUGGAGCGGUCCCAGAAACAGUUCAGUUCAGCGGCGCUGCACUGCACCGACCUGCCGUACCGCCAGAUACUCCAAACGGAUGAGGGGAACAGCCCUGUGUCGGUUCUCCAGGGGGAGCUGGGAGGUGUUGGGGGGGUUGAGACCAUUCACCCCCUCCCCAAACAGCAGAACCUGCCCCAGAGACCCACCAGCCUUCCCCUCCUCCGCAAAACCAAGGAGACCGUCUCUUCCAGACUGAAGCUGGGAAAGUCCAACCACAGAGAGGUGGAAACUGGCGUUGCUAAGAUGAACAUGAUGGUGCUUGCCAUGGCUGCAGAGCCUCACCAGGUAACCGCGGUGACUAUCAACACCAGCACGAGAGGAGGCGGCGGCGCUGCUGUGAGCCGAGUUCACUCAAAAAACGCCGUCGCCAGCAGCUACAGUGCGGGCGCCCCCACUCUGAUGACCAACGUUCUGAUUGGUGGCGGGCAGACCAAUCCGGCGGGGCCACAGCUGGAGGACGAAGACAAGAUGGUGGCCGGAGAGGACCAGGGUAUGAACCUGCUCAACGCCAGUCCGGAUGAAAACGAACCUCUGCUGAGUCGAGAGCAGCCGCCCGCUGAGAGCCAACCGGGAUCAAACGCCAACAACAACAACAACCGGACAGCGUGGGCCUCCAACAAGGUUCAUGGCUCAGAUCCAGACCCGUGUGUCCGCAGAGAGCUUUGUGCAGGACCGACGCCGAUCCCCGGGUCCUCCAGAAGCCCAGAGACCUGUCUGAUCCAGACUCAAACAGAAGAAGCUCCGGUGAUAGUUCCAAAUGCCCUCGGAUCCCCGGUCUCUGAUCCAAACCCUCCAGUCUCUGAAUCUCAACAUCCAAAACCCACAGUUCUUCCAGAACCUGCUGUGGCUCUACGACGUCCAGCUUUUGAUCCACAAUCCCCAGGUUUGCUGCCGCCGCAGAACAGACGCAGGCGUCCAUGUUCACUCGACCUAUCAGCGUCCUGCAUUUCUUCAGAGUCGGUGGACAGUCGGAGGGCGUCGCCCCCCUUCAUCAGGAAGCCUCGGAGAUGUCGGCCCUCAGAGUCGGUUCAGCUUUCGGUUCGGAGCCUAAAAUAG
This is a messenger RNA of Etheostoma cragini (Arkansas darter), 2073 nucleotides long. Its product is annotated as bone morphogenetic protein receptor type-2-like. Gene Ontology annotation, cellular component: plasma membrane; signaling receptor complex. The transcript has 11 exons. Gene Ontology annotation, molecular function: transforming growth factor beta receptor activity; ATP binding. NCBI's taxonomy places the organism in Eukaryota, Metazoa, Chordata, Actinopteri, Perciformes, Percidae. Gene Ontology annotation, biological process: protein phosphorylation; BMP signaling pathway; cellular response to growth factor stimulus. The record is from RefSeq and is a predicted model, not a curated record. Bases 1 to 2073 code for a protein of 690 amino acids.